This is a messenger RNA of Penicillium angulare, 1218 nucleotides long. Its product is annotated as Zn(II)2Cys6 transcription factor domain-containing protein. Gene Ontology annotation, biological process: regulation of transcription by RNA polymerase II. The transcript has 2 exons. Bases 1 to 1218 code for a protein of 405 amino acids. Lineage: Eukaryota; Fungi; Ascomycota; Eurotiomycetes; Eurotiales; Aspergillaceae. The record is from RefSeq and is a predicted model, not a curated record. Gene Ontology annotation, molecular function: DNA-binding transcription activator activity, RNA polymerase II-specific; zinc ion binding.
AUGACGGGCGGCUCUGGCCCAAGGGCGCCUUCAGGCCGAGUGAAGGCACCUCCUCGGCGAUCACACAAAAAGUCCCGGGCUGGAUGCAUCCAAUGCAAAGAAAGGCGAGUGAAGUGUGAUGAAACUCGGCCUCAGUGCACUAAUUGCACCUAUCGGCUGCUCCACUGCAGCUACUUGGAUAACACCCAAAAUUAUACUACUAGCGGCGCUGUCCAUUCCAAAUCUCCAAGCGAGGAACUCAUUGAUAGUCAAGAUGAAAUUCAACAUGAUGGAGACCCCCAGCAGACGGACACCAAUCACUAUACCCUUGAAGAUCUGCAGUUAAUGCAUCAAUUUUCAACCGAGACAUAUAAAAGCCUAUGUGGCGACCUGUCUGAUAAGGCGGGCUGGCAGUCUCUUAUCCCGAAACUCGCCUACACAAACGAGUUCCUUAUGCAUGGAAUACUUGCACUUGCUGCUUUACACAUGGCUGCAACGACAACCGAGUCCAACAACCCGGUGUCUUACCUCGACGUUGCCCUCCGCUACAACAGCUUAUCCUUCGGCCCAUUUCGCAACGCAUUGGAUAACUUGACCCCACAAAAUUGUGACGCUGUAUAUGCGUAUUCAGCCAUCAUAACAGUUAUCGGCGUUGCGUUACCCACUCUCCACGGAAGAUUCCGUGAAGAACGAGUCAGUACAGUCGAGAACAUGGUGACGUUCUUUGAUUUGCUGCAGGGUGCCACUAGUAUCUCUCGCAUUAGUGCCCCAUGGCUCCAAGCGAGCAUAUUCGAGAAGUAUAGUUUCUGGGAAAUGGCUGUUGCGGAUAUCGACAUCGAGACAGGUAGAGCAUUGGACCAGCUAGACCAGCUGAACCAAUUGGAUGUUGAUCAAGACACCGAGGAACAGAAAAUCAACCAUGAGGCUAUCGAGCUUUUGAGAACUUGUUUUGCCAAGUUCGUUUAUAGUCCGCACCCGGUAACAAUAAUGGCCUGGCUAGGAUAUGUACAGAAAGAGUUCAUUAGCAGGUUGCGUCUACGCAGGCCUGUUGAACUUUUGAUUUUCAUGCACUGGGGAGUUUUAUUGGAUGAGUUCGGUGCCCAUUUUUGGUGGGCUGAAGGAUCUGGUAAGGCUCUAGUAGCUGAAGUAGUAUUAGAGCUGAAAACAGGUAUACACGAUGCUAGGUGGGAAGAAGCAUUGGAAUGGCCACAACGCAAAGUCAAGAUAGAUGAGAGCUGA